This is a messenger RNA of Cydia pomonella (codling moth), 2268 nucleotides long. RefSeq lists its product as uncharacterized. The transcript has 4 exons. The coding region runs from base 1 to 2268 and encodes 755 amino acids. The record is from RefSeq and is a predicted model, not a curated record. NCBI's taxonomy places the organism in Eukaryota, Metazoa, Arthropoda, Insecta, Lepidoptera, Tortricidae.
AUGAUCCAAGAAGUUUAUAGCCAGAUUUUGAGAGAAGGUUUAUUGAAAGGACCAGCCGGGUCCCCGGUAGCUCAGUGUACUGCCUUUGGCUGGAUAGUGUCUGGAACAGUGCGCGCCGCGGGAGUAGAUAAUCAAAUAUCCGUUUUCCAUACACAGGUGGAGGACAAUGAAAUAAUAAAAAGAUUUUGGGAAUUGGAAAAUGAGCCUUUAUUAAGUUCACAGAUUUUAACAAAAGAAGAACAGAGGUGUGAAGACUUGUUCUCAGCCACGACGCGUAGAGAUGAAACUGGAAGGUACGUCGUGAAGUUGCCAUUUCGCGAUGAGGAGUCGACCUGGAACAAUGGGAACUCUCGUGAGAUAGCAAUAAAAAGGUUAAAAGCUUUAGAAAGAAAGUUCACAAAAGAUAAGGUACUAAAGGAGAGAUAUACGGAAGUGAUAAAUGAAUACUUACAGUUAGGUCAUAUGGUGCCUGUACCAAAUCAAGAGAUUAGUAAACAAAGAUCAGCUUACCUGCCCCAUCAUGCAGUCGUCAGAGAGGAUAAGAUAACCACAAAGGUCAGGGUGGUCUUCGAUGCGUCCUCCAAAAAUGAAGACGGCGUGUCAUUGAAUGACAACUUGAUGGUUGGGCCUACACUGCAGCCAGACCUGCGACAUUUGAUCAUGAGUUGGAGGAAACAUCCAGUAUGUUUAAUUGCUGACAUCGUUAAGAUGUACCGAAUGGUGAGAGUAGCAGAAGAAGAUUGCGAUUUUCAACGCAUAGUGUGGAGAAGUUCGCCGGAAAAUGAUAUACGGGACUACAAGUUACUUACUGUCACGUUCGGCACAGCUUCAGCGCCUUAUUUAGCAGUCAGAAGUUUAAAUCAAGUCGCCACAGAUCAUAAAGAAGAGUACCCAAUGGCAUCAGAGAAAGUCGCAAGGGAGUUUUAUAUGGAUGAUCUGAUGACCGGGUGCGAGACCAUAGAGGAGGGUACAAGAUUAUAUCAGGAGAUGAAGGAACUAUUAAAGAAAGGUGGAUUCAUUCUACAAAAGUGGUCAAGUAACAAAGAUGAAUUACUACAGAUAAUAGAUGACUCAGGAAAUGGAGAAAAUAACAAGCAGGACAAAGCUUUAGAAUUUAAACAGGACAACAUAGUAAAGAUAUUAGGACUCACCUGGAAUAGAAGUCGCGAUGAAUUUCAAUACUCGGUGAAGCUGCCUCCGUUGUCUGCACCUGUAACAAAAAGAAAAAUUAUAUCCGACGUUUCGCGGUUAUUCGACCCCCUGGGGUGGAUAGCUCCGUGCGUAAUAAAAGCUAAGAUAUUCAUUCAGCGAUUGUGGAUAGCAGGGACAGAAUGGGAUGAGGAACCACCAUCAAGCAUCUUAGAAGAUUGGUAUACUUACCGCAAUGAACUGGCUCAACUUACUAACUUCAGUAUUCCGCGGUGGAUGUUCACAAAGGCAGAUGACGUCGUCACCGAAUUGCAUGGCUUCUCGGACGCAUCCAAUGUCGCCUAUUCUGCGGUUGUUUAUUUGCGCGUUAUAAACGCAAAUUCAGACGUCCAUGUCGUCCUAGUUAGCGCUAAAACCAGAGUGUCACCCGUUCGGCAAGUCAGCAUUCCACGUUUGGAGCUCUGUGGUGCUGCCCUGCUGACUAAGCUGUUGGUUGAGGUAGCUGGGGUUUUGAAUAUUCCCAGGACCGAUAUAAGAGCUUGGACUGAUUCCUCAGUAGUAUUAGCAUGGCUAAAUAAACAUCCAAGUAACUGGAAAACGUUCGUAGCGAACCGAAUUUCUGAAAUCCAUUCCAAAUUGGAAUCCUCGCAAUGGUUUCAUGUCUCCACGAAGGACAAUCCAGCUGAUUGUGCUUCGCGAGGAGUUCAGCCAUCGGAGCUUGCAGAAUUAGGGCUGUGGAAGUUCGGUCCGAAGUUUCUAUGGAAUAAGGACAUAGCAUACAACAGGUUAAAGAACAACGAGACCAAUCAAGAGCAAUCUUUAAGAGUUCACAUUGCUACGAACUUUGUGAAACAGACCGUUAUAAAGGAGAUCAUCGAUUCAGCACCCGGAGGAAAAACCAUCGCGUAUAUGUUUGACAACAACCACCUAUCCAAGCAAGAGCUGACUUUGAAAAUUCCCGGAAAAAGGGGACAAGGUCGCCCACGUACCACCUGGAAGCGCACAAUGGAAAAGAAGGCUGCAUCAGUUGGCCUCGGCUGGGCGGAGCUGGAGGAGGCCGCGCUGGAAAUCCAUUCUAAGAGCCCUAUGUCCCUGAUGAGGGAUAACAGGAUACCAUAA